UAGCAGUGAAAACCGAAGCCGUAGAGAAAAAGCAACGAAAGAAGCAUGGCCGAAAACGACGUUGAGAAUGAGCUGUUGGAUUAUGAAGACGACGAAGAGCCGCAGGCAGCCCCGGAGAGCGCGGUCCCUGCCGGGAAAAAGGAGGUCAAGGGUUCCUACGUCUCCAUCCACAGCUCCGGCUUCAGGGACUUCCUGCUCAAACCUGAACUUCUGCGGGCCAUAGUGGACUGUGGUUUUGAACAUCCGUCUGAAGUCCAACAUGAGUGUAUCCCCCAGGCGAUCUUGGGCAUGGACAUUCUGUGCCAGGCCAAGUCCGGUAUGGGCAAGACUGCUGUGUUUGUGCUCGCCACUCUGCAGCAGAUUGAGCCCGUGGAUGGUCAGGUGUCUGUGCUGGUGAUGUGCCACACGCGUGAGCUGGCCUUCCAGAUCAGCAAGGAGUACGAGCGCUUCUCCAAGUACAUGCCCACCGUCAAAUGUGCCGUGUUCUUCGGCGGCCUGCCCAUCAAAAAGGACGAGGAGGUCCUGAAGAAGAACUGCCCCCACAUUGUGGUGGGCACGCCCGGCCGCAUCCUCGCCCUCAUCCGAAACAAGACCCUCAGUCUGAAGAACAUCAAACACUUCGUCCUGGACGAGUGCGACAAGAUGCUGGAGCAGCUGGACAUGAGGCGUGACGUGCAGGACAUCUUCAGACUGACCCCUCAUGAGAAGCAGUGCAUGAUGUUCAGUGCCACCCUCAGCAAAGAGAUCAGACCCGUCUGCCGCAAGUUCAUGCAGGAUCCGAUGGAGGUGUUUGUAGACGACGAGACCAAGCUGACCCUGCAUGGCCUACAGCAGUACUACUGUAAACUGAAGGACAGCGAGAAGAAUCGCAAACUCUUCGACCUGCUCGACGUCCUCGAGUUUAACCAGGUGGUGAUCUUUGUGAAGUCCGUUCCGCGUUGCGUGGCUCUCUCCCAGCUGCUGGUGGAGCAGAAUUUCCCUGCUAUCGCCAUUCACAGAGGCAUGGCCCAGGAGGAGAGGCUGUCACGGUACCAGCAGUUUAAGGACUUCCAGAGGAGGAUCCUGGUGGCCACUAAUCUGUUUGGCAGAGGGAUGGACAUCGAACGUGUCAACAUCGUCUUCAACUACGACAUGCCCGAAGACUCAGACACCUACCUGCACAGGGUGGCCCGUGCUGGCAGGUUUGGGACGAAGGGCUUGGCCAUCACCUUUGUGUCGGACGAGACGGACGCCAAGACCCUGAACGACGUGCAGGACCGCUUCGAGGUCAACGUGGCCGAGCUCCCCGAGGAGAUCGACAUCUCCUCCUACAUUGAACAGUCUAGAUGAGUGAUUCCAGUCCCAGGGAAGAUCAGUCUGUAGUGCUGGUGUCUUUGUGGAAGAAGGCAGUUCCUUGUUUUAUUUUUCUUAACCUCCCGUCGUACACCCCUUUUACUCUGUUCACAAAACACAAGCGUAACUUUUUUAUUUUUAUUGUGCCCCCGGAGGAGUCAUAUUUUUAAUUUUUUUUUUUUCUUGUUG
Chanos chanos (milkfish) is the source of this 1521-nucleotide messenger RNA. RefSeq names its product ATP-dependent RNA helicase DDX39A. Gene Ontology annotation, molecular function: ATP binding; RNA helicase activity; nucleic acid binding. NCBI's taxonomy places the organism in Eukaryota, Metazoa, Chordata, Actinopteri, Gonorynchiformes, Chanidae. The coding region runs from base 46 to 1329 and encodes 427 amino acids. The record is from RefSeq and is a predicted model, not a curated record. The transcript is spliced from 10 exons.